AUGUCGCCGAGGGCGGGGCAGGCCUGCGAGCGCUCCGCCCCCGGCAGGCCCGGGCACAAAAUGGCGGCGGUGCUCGCCGGCGGCUCCCAGCGAGUGAUGCGGGAGGCGGUGCGGCGCUCGGCGGCUCGUCUGCCCGCCCCGGGGUGCUGGGGCUGCGCGUCCGGAGGGAAGCGGUAUCUGCUAACAGAAGAUGAUCUAAAGUUACAAGAAUUUCAGCAGACAAAAGUGGUAAUUAGAAAUGAAGUUCAUGGCAAUAAAGAUCCAUAUUUUAACAGUAUUCAAGAAAAAUUAAAGAAAAAUGGAAAGAUUCUCAAAAAUGAAUUAAAAAUUUUACUGCACUUAUGUCAGACUUCAGCUGAUGUGGAACUAGCCAGAAAAGUUAUUUACAGGUACCAUGAACAGAAUGGAAUCACAACUUUACGUGAUUUUAAAUUUGGGCCCCUCUUUAUGAGGCUAUGUUAUGAGCUAGACCUUGAAGCACCUGCAGUAGAACUUAUCAAAGAUCAGAAUUUGCGUGGUUUUUUCUCAGAGAGUACAUCAUUCCAUAUUUUGAUGACUAUGUUGUUUAAAAAGGGCCAAUAUGAAAGUGCUUUGGAAGUUCUGGGAGAAAUGAAAAAACAAGGUAUACCUUUCAACAAAGAAACCUAUCUACUGGCAUUUGCAAUAUGCUACAAACUGGACAGCCUGGAGUCUGGCAAAAUCUCUGCAAAACUGCUUGAAGAAGCACAGCUAAAAGGUGACUCAUUACCACUGCGUGCAUUCUACUUUGCCGUGGCGUCUGCUCUGAAACAGAAUGAUAUAGCACAAGCCCAAUUUUAUUGUUCUCAGAUAAGGAAAACAGACAACAAAAUAUACAAUAAUCUUAAAGUUCUUGUCCAGCUCAGAUCUGGUUCACUAGAAGAAGUAUUAAAAACAUUAGAAGCAGCAGUGGAAAUGGAUACUCCUCCCUUUGUGAAAAAAAUCGAGUUUUCUGAGCAAGUGCUGGCUGCAGCCUCCGAAAGGAUGGAAGAAAGCCCUGACCUUUCUGCCAAAUUAAGAGAUAUAUAUAGCAAACUACAAACUUCAGGACGGAUAACCACAAACACGUUGGAAGACAUGCUCUUCCAGAUUCCUAGUUCAAAGAAGACCCCUGCAAAACUUUUAAAUCAAAAACAUUUGGGUUAUCAGGCUGCUAAACCACUUCAGUCAAAUCUGAUCUUGGAAUAGUUCAAUAUAUGGUGGUAAACUGAAAUAUUGUUAGCGUCAUCUAGAAGCACGUUUGAAUAAAAUGGCUUCUCCCCUCCUCCGCCAUGGGCAAUUGUUUAAACUGAUUGUGUGAAACUGGAUUUUAAAUAUAGCUUGUGUAGAUUUUCAGCAUCAAAAUUCAAACAACCAAUAAGCCAUGACAGUAGGUAUUUGUGUUUUGUUCUGAAACUGAGUGAUCAGAAUGGUUUGAAGCCUUUCCUCAAGGACUUAGAUCAAGCUUUUCUUUAUACUAAAUGUCCUGAUAAAGGUAAACAAAAUAGUAUUUGUAUUUGAUCUGACUUCUGCUGUUCACGAUUAAAAAAAAAUGCAGUGUUCAUCAGAUACAGUGUUCUGCCAAAAAGAAUAGAUGCGGCCCAGAGCAUAGAUGAAGGAGUAUUAAAUUACAUAGACCAUUUUUUCAAAUUCUAUGCAUCUCAAGAGAAUCAUGAAGGAAAGUAAGCGUCUUUGGGGCCCUUUUUCUAAUGGUUCAUGGCAGAUAGUAUGGUAACUGGCUGGUUGUUUUAUCACUUGAAGGCGGUUCCUGAGUGAAAGUUACUGCUUUGGAAUAAUCAUUCUGUAAUAUCGUGUGACUCAUAGUUUCAGUUUUUCGGGAGUUUGCAGGUUUUUAACAGUCCUGCUUGGGAUCAGCUGGAAAUCAUUUCAAUGCUUCCAGUACAAUAUGGAAGUAGCUCCCAAUCUUUUCUUCAUAAAUAGGUUUGAUACAAGAUUUGUAAAGGUUGCAUGUAGUCUGGCAAAGAUUAAUUUCAGAAAGAUGAAAGGAUGGAGUUACUCUUAAAUAUAUUCAGGUGGUUGCUACCAUCAGGAAAAAAUAAUAUAAAACUACAUUUUCAUAUGCAAUAGAAGAUAGUUUGGCCUAUUUAACCUGUUACAUUGCAAACAUAUAAGGUCAAUACCAUUUAAUUACCUUAUUUGGCACUUUCAAAUAUGAUUUAAUUGCAAGAGGCUGGUUUCCCCUAGGACUGAGUUGUGCAUAUUUGUUGUUGGUUUUGUUUUUGUUGGUUUUAGUCUGCAUUGGUUAGAUACCCACCUGAGACUGUAUCCUGAAGCCACCCCUAUGGCCCCCUACCAAAACCUUGCCACUGCAAUCCUACCUGCAGUUGAACUAAUAACUUCUGUUAUAAUUUGUUGUCAUUAUAGCUUCUGUUCUUUGCUCUCUUGAUUGCUGGUUUUCUUGAGAUUGAUUUUUUUCAGGCUAACUGUUAAGUUGGUUUUUUUUGUUGUUGUUGUUGUUUUGUUUUGUUUUUUAAAGAAACUAUACAUUUCUUUCUCUUGAGGGAGAAGGGGAAUGCUGGAUCCAUCCCAGGCAUGUAACAGGUAACAUCACUUGAAAGACAUGCAAAUAAGGAACAUUGGUAGCAAAACAGACCAUUU
This is a messenger RNA of Oxyura jamaicensis (ruddy duck), 2616 nucleotides long. RefSeq names its product pentatricopeptide repeat domain 2 (gene PTCD2). NCBI's taxonomy places the organism in Eukaryota, Metazoa, Chordata, Aves, Anseriformes, Anatidae. The transcript is spliced from 10 exons. Gene Ontology annotation, cellular component: mitochondrion. Gene Ontology annotation, biological process: multicellular organism development; regulation of mRNA processing; mitochondrion organization. Bases 1 to 1206 code for a protein of 401 amino acids. The record is from RefSeq and is a predicted model, not a curated record. Gene Ontology annotation, molecular function: RNA binding; protein binding.